AUGGGCGACAAGCAGAGCCGUUUGACCGGCGAGCCUGAAAAGGACGCCUCUUCGCUCUCGGGCGGGGGAGAUGAGCUGCCGAGUGAAGGUGAGAUACUGGCGAAGCUUUUACAAAGCCUGAGCCAAUGUCCGGGUCAGUCCUUACCCUUGGCAGAGAUUCUUUCUAGGCUGCCUGCACCUCUCCGCUCCAAGACAGAUGCAGAAGGUGUGGUCACCUGGCUGCAGCGUUACGGCAUCUUUGAGGUGUCGGGACCCAAAGGGGAGGAGCGAGUGAUGCUUACCGUGGGAAUGCUCCCACAGGCAGAGAAGCCAAGCGCAGAAGAAAAGAGGCCGCCAGAGAAAGAGAAAGUCUCUGUGAAUACGAGCACAGUUCCGACACAUCCGGCUCCGGCACCACCGGGUCCUGUCCUGAACGGACCGGGGCCGAUCGUAGGCGAAGACCCUAAUGGACUCAAGAUUGAAAAGACAGAGAACAGGUUGACUUCCAAGGAAGCAAAUGCUAUUGUCGGAGACGACGACAACUUGAACCCUUCCUCUGUCCAGCUUCGUGGCCUCCCCUUCCGUGCAACCAUCGCUGACGUGAUGAACUUCUUGGGAGAUCACGCAAGAUUUCUCAGCCCGGUGAGGGACAAUAUCCGCCUUCUCUCAAACCGCGAUGGACGGCCUUCGGGCUUUGCACGAGUGUUUUUUGUUUCGCCUCAGGCGGCCCACAAGUGCCGAGAUGCACUGCACAAGAAGCAGAUGGAGAACCGCUACAUCGAGGUCCUGGCCUGCGCCGACCGCCGUGGCAGGAGGAAGGCCGACGAUCUCCUCAAGGAGCCAACCCUGGCCGCGGCAGUGAUGGACGCUUGCAGCGACCAGGAGGAGAAGGAAAGAGUUCUCGAAGAGUGUCGGCUUCACAUGAGCGGCCCGGAUCGACAGCAGAUCUUGCUGAGCAUGUUAGGCAUUGCACUUUCGGACCAGUCCCGGGCCUACCUCCGCAGAGCCAACCUCGGCCUCAAGCACUUCCUCGCGCGCUUCCCCAACGAAUUCCUGAUUGAUGGGCCCAAGGGCUGUGAGAAGGUGCAUUGGCUGAAUACAGACUUCCCUGAGGAGGCUGCCGAAGUGGCUUCGAUUCCGAUGCUGGGGUCUGAGAAUUUGAACUGGGGCUUGGGCCCCACCUUGCCCAACCUGCCCAAUCCGGAGCCUCAGACACCAGACCGGCGGAUGACCUCACCAACAGGGAAGGCUCCAUCUGCUCACAGCCACUUCUGCAUGGCGACCCCGAGCGAUUGGGGAACCCCUGCGCAGCAUCGUGGCAACAAUCCGCUAGACCUGGAGAACUUCCCGAAUGUUGGCUGGCCACCAUAUGCCGGUGCCCCCGGGCACGACCCAAUGAUGCCGAUGCUGGACUUCAGCCAGUUUCCACCAGGCGGUGGCUGGCCGGACUACUCAUGGCCCUCCUUCUCCCCCUGGAAUCCCAACAUGUCAUGGGGAGCUGAGGCUGCGCAGAAAGGUGCCAAGAAGAGCAAGGCUCCGGAUGGCGCAUCCUUGAGAAGCCAUGCACAUCUGCAUCCCCAGGCACACCCCUUUGCCGGCCGCAAUGGAACGGUGGAGGAGCUCAGCGAGGGCAAGGAGAACAGGGACGACAAAAGUGGCAUCGCAGCACUUCGUCUCAGAGGCCUGCCCUUCAGCGUCACCGUCCAGGAUGUCUUGGCCUUCUUUGCGCAACACGACGUCGCAGAUUUGAUUCAUGACGAGCCUGGAUCGGCCCUUCUUCUGCCGAAAGCAAACGGACGGCCUUCGGGACAGGCCGUUGUCCAGAUGCGUAGCCGAAAGGAUGCAGAGACAGCCCAGAAGGCACUCAACCACAAGUGGGUGGGGAACCGCUACAUCGAAGUAUUCGUCUAUGGUGAAGAGUCGGAGGAUACCCUGGGGGACGUCAAGGAGACGGACGACUUGAGUGCACAGCCUGAAGCCUCUUUGUUCUUGAGUCUUCUGGUGCGGAAUCCAGAAUUCGCAGAGUGGCGAGAGCGCCUGCAAUCAUCUGACUUUCCGCAGGAUCUGUUCAGAAAAGCUCCGGAACACAUCCGAGAUGACCGAGAGAUUGCCAUGACUGUGCUGAAGAGACACGGCUACUCUCUUAAGUUUGCUUCACCAGACUUGCAGGACUGCGAGGAAGUGGUUCUUUGCGCC
Symbiodinium necroappetens is the source of this 2175-nucleotide messenger RNA. The record is from the annotation of a GenBank genome assembly. Lineage: Eukaryota; Dinophyceae; Suessiales; Symbiodiniaceae.